Fundulus heteroclitus (mummichog) is the source of this 2077-nucleotide messenger RNA. Its product is annotated as gastrula zinc finger protein XlCGF57.1. Gene Ontology annotation, molecular function: RNA polymerase II cis-regulatory region sequence-specific DNA binding; DNA-binding transcription factor activity, RNA polymerase II-specific. NCBI's taxonomy places the organism in Eukaryota, Metazoa, Chordata, Actinopteri, Cyprinodontiformes, Fundulidae. The transcript is spliced from 2 exons. Gene Ontology annotation, biological process: regulation of transcription by RNA polymerase II. The record is from RefSeq and is a predicted model, not a curated record. The coding region runs from base 120 to 1562 and encodes 480 amino acids.
CCGCUCUCUCAGUUGUAUCACUCUGGGCCUAGCUAGUUACUGUGAGCCUCCACCAAGAAAGAAGCAGAAUAUCGUCAGCAGAACAGCUCUGAAAGUCUGUUUCAACAAGAAAACUACAAAUGAAGCCCCUUGCUGACAAUGGCAGAAGACAACCUGCUGAGACUCCUGACCUGUGCAGUUCCAGCUCGGACCAGCAGAACCUUGCAUGUCCCCACAUAAAGAAGGAAGAGGAGGAACGGUGGGUCAGUCGGGAGGGAGAGCAGCUUACCGUGAAGAGGGAAGAGGAGGAGAAACCUCAGUUGUCAGAACUUCGUCACAUCAGAAGUGAAGCUGGCAGACAGAACGAAGCUCCAACUCUCCGUUCAGCUAAACAGAUGAAAACCGAACCUUAUGUAUCAGAACCACACUGGAAGUCAGAUCCAAAUACUCCUUUACAUCCAAAUAGUGAAAAGUAUUCUUCAGACUCUCCUGAGACUGAUGAUGAUGAUGAUGAUGAUGAUGAUGACGACAACAAUCUGUCAGGUUCAGGAUCGGAAAACAAAGACAGUGAUGAAGAAUGGGGGGAAACCAGAAUUCGUCAGCCAGGUGUAAACAGGAAACCGGGAGGUAAAACUGCCCAGAAAUCCUUCAGCUGUUCUGAGUGUGGUAAACAGUUUGUGAGGAAGCAGAUGUUCCAGAAACACAUAACAGAUCAUUCAGAAGAUAGGGCUUCCAGGCGUUCGGUUGAGAAGAAACCCUCAAGAAGAAAGCAGGGCGUCGAUUCGCAGAUGGGACUCAAAGCUGGCAGAAAAUCUUUCUCUUGUGAAAGUUGUGGCAAAACCUUUCAGAAACAAUCUGCUCUCAGGUCUCAUAUGAGAAUCCAUCGUGGCGCACAAACACUCUUUUGUGCAGAUUGUGGAAGGACCUUUCGCCAUCACCAUCAUUUUGAGUGUCACCUGAGAAUCCACACUGGAGAAAAACCCUUUGCCUGCGAAAAAUGCGGUAAAAGAUUUAGCCAGAAAUAUUGUCUUACCGUUCACAUGGCAUCCCACACAGGAAACAAACCCUUUGCGUGUGAGCUAUGUGACAAAAAGUUUUCCACAAACGGAGCCCUGAGGACGCACGCGACCAUCCAUAAAGGAGAGAAACCAUUUGCAUGCAGCGAGUGCAACAGACGCUUCAGACUCAAAGGCGAUCUAAAAGCCCACAUGAUAACCCACUUAAAAGUGAAACCCUUUGGCUGUGGUUAUUGCGGCACCAGAUUUACUUAUAAAGGAAGUCUGCUCCAGCAUGUUAGGAUCCACACCGGGGAGAACCUGGUGUCGUGUGAUAAGUGUGGUAGGAAGUUUUUCCGGAAGGAUCACCUCCUAAAACACAUGCUGGUUCAUGCAAAAAAGGAGAAAUCUGGAAAGGGGAGCUUUGCCUGUAAGGAAUGUGGAAAGAGGUUUGUUCAGAAGUCGCAUGUAAAAAGACACAUGGUUGUUCACACCGGGGAAAAACCAUUCAGCUGCGACCAUUGUUUGCAUAAGUUCACGCGACUGGAAACGCUGAGGAUGCACAAACUGAGAUUUCACAGUAAAUAGGGACUGCUUGCUGUGAGAACUUCAGAAAGAUUUACUGUGAAAUAGGGAUGCAAAACUGGCUGUUGUAUUGUAUUUGUUCUUGUUUUAUUGGCUGUUUUAUUUUACUUGUUCUUUUGUACUUCCUAUAGUAAUUUUUAAGAAAUUAGAUUUUUGGAAAUUUUUAUAUUUGUAACUGUUUUUUACUGUAUGUUUUUAAUGUGGACCCCAGGAACACUAGCUGUUUGCCAUGGCAACAGCUAAUGGGGAUCCUUAAUAAAAAUUACAAUUACAAACAAAUAAUCGACUUAUGUUUAAUUGUCGAUUAAUGGUUAAUUGGAUUAAAGUUUGUUCCACCCGAUUAACUGAAGAAAAACACAUGAUGCUUAAAACACUGUUGAAGGUGUGGGAUUUUGUGGGGAUUUUUCAUUUUUCAUACAUUUUAUUCGCAUCAACUUAUUUGUUUCUAUUCAGUAACUUAAUAGGUUUCUGUGAUGUUAUAUUUUAUAAAUUUGUCCAAGUUUAAUAAUGUGAGAAAA